Molecule: messenger RNA, 5823 nt
Organism: Lycium ferocissimum
Lineage: Eukaryota; Viridiplantae; Streptophyta; Magnoliopsida; Solanales; Solanaceae
Product: putative pentatricopeptide repeat-containing protein At5g52630
Exons: 5
Coding region: 409-2103 (564 amino acids)
Biological process (GO): RNA modification
Molecular function (GO): protein binding; zinc ion binding; RNA binding
Source: RefSeq, a predicted model, not a curated record
GCUUAAAAAAGAAUUUUUUUUUUCUUUUAAAAAAGACUGGCUUAAGGUUUAUACCGCCGUGAGUAGAAGAAAAGCCAGAAGACCUCAAACUGGUGUCUUGGCUUUCUCUUGCAGAAGAUAACUUAUUUUUAAAAUCUUGGUUCGCCACUGAAAUCAACCCCUCACUUAAACUGAAAUUACCAAGGUGAACUGUUCCAAUCUUUUUCAGUUUGGGUGUACUGUUAAAUCUAUUUAACUCUAGUAUUCAUUCUUAAGCUUCCCUCUUUCAAGAUUGCUUGAAUUUCGCAUUAGAGCUUACACUUUGACAAUUUGAGCUUGUAUUGUCUAGGGAUUAGAUAGUUUCUUUUUGUUAGAUGGGGUGUUGAUAUUUUGAAGAAAGGUGUCAACUUAACUCAAAGUACAAGUGAAAUGGAUUCAACAGACCCGCGUUGCAUACAUGCACAAGCCAUUACAACAGGCGCCGCAAAAUCUAACCGUGCAGUCCUAAACAACCUCAUUACUCUCUACUCUAAAUCCAAUCUCCCUUCACAAGCCUCCCGUGUAUUCCAGUCAAUCCCAUCACCCAAUGUCGUUUCAUGGACAGCUCUCACAUCAGCAUUCUCCAAUUCCCCACUCUCCUUUCAUCAUUUUAUUGCCAUGCUUCGUCACCCUUCAAGAAUCCUUCCCAAUUCCCAUACUUUAACGUCUCUUCUCAAAACAUGCGCUUCUCUUACUGCACUUACCUUUGGGUUACAACUCCAUUCUGUAGCUGUGAAGUUGGGUUUCUCUUCGGAGUUGUUUACGGCGUCAUCUCUUGUUUCGUUGUAUUUUAAAACUGGGUUUUCGAGUAAUGCCAAGAAGGUGUUCGAUGAAAUGUCUGUGAGAGAUGCGGUUAGUUUCUCGUCGGUUAUUGUUGGGUUUGCUCAGAAUUCUAAGCCUAUUGAUGCUUUGUCGUGUUUUGUUGAGAUGAGGAGGAGUGGUAUUGCAUCUACUAUGGUUAGUGUUUCUGGAGCUCUGCGGGCGGCUUCUGAUAUGGCGAUGCUUGAACAAUGUAGGAUUAUUCAUGGGCACGCGAUGAUAACGGGGCUUAAUUUGAAUGCGAUUGUGGGCAGUGCAUUGAUUGAUGGGUACGGGAAAUGUGGGCUUAUCGGGGACGCUCGUGGAGUGUUUGAUGAGAUAGAAAUGGAACUCAAUAUUGUCGGGUGGAAUGUGAUGAUGGCAGCACAUGCUCAACAAGGGGAGCAUGACAAUGUCAUAAAGCUUUUCACUUUAAUGGAAGAACGGGGAAUGGUGCCGGAUGAGUAUAGUUUCUUAGCUAUUUUGACGGCAUUUUACAAUGCCGGUUUAGUUGAAGAGACUGAGAUAUGGUUCAGGAGGAUGACGGAAGAGUACAGUUUGGAGCCGUGCAUUGAGCACUAUACGUGUUUGGUGGGUGCAUUGGGAAAAGCAGGGCGUCUAGAGGAGGCAGAGCGAAUUGCUUUAACCAUGCCUUUUAAGCCGGAUGCUGCGUUAUGGCGAGUAUUAUUGUCUAAAUGUGCGCAUCAUGUGAAUAUGGAUAUUGGAUGGAGGAUGAGUGAUAGGUUGUUGGAGAUUAACCAAAUGGAUGAUUCGGCUUAUGUGAUUCUGGCAAAUGCUUAUGCGAGUGCAGGGAGGUGGGAUGAAGUGAGGGAGGUGUGGAAGAGAAUGAAGGAUAAGAAAGUGAGGAAGGAAGGUGGGAAGAGUUGGAUUGAAGCGCUGGGAGAGGUUCAUGUGUUUUUAGCUGGUGAUAGGAGGCAUGAGAGGACCGAUGAGAUUUAUGCUAAGUUAGCAGAGUUAAUGGAGGAGAUUGAGAAACUGGGUUAUGUGCCCGUAUGGACUGAAAUGUUGCAUGAGGUAGAAGAGAAGGAGAAGAAGAAAGCACUUUGGUAUCACAGUGAGAAGUUGGCAUUGGCAUUUGGCUUGUUGAAUGGGACAGCACCACCCGGUAAAGCUUUACGGAUUGUGAAGAAUUUGAGAAUUUGCAGGGAUUGUCAUGAGGCAUUUAAGUAUGUUAGUAGACUUGUUGAGAGAGAGAUUAUAGUGCGGGAUGUUAACAGAUACCAUAGGUUCUUGAAUGGAAGCUGCAAUUGUGGAGAUCAAUGGUAAGUUUUGAUAAAGGAGAUCAAUGGUAAGUUAUUGAGAAGAAAUCUGAGUAAGGAGAUCUGUUGUAGAAGAAGACCUCAAACUUGAUCAAUACUUAUUGAGAAGAAAUCUGAGUAAGGAGAUUUGUUGUAGAAGAAGACCUAAACUGACGUCUUGCUCUGCAUUCAACUAAUAAUGGUACAAGAUCAAAUCCUAUUUGGUGUUGUGUUGUUAGUCGAGCUGUACAUUUCAUAAUCCAGAUACAUUGGAGUUUUAGGUGAAUACCAAUCUGAACUUGAAAGAGGAAUUACCUCAUUAAGUUACUUUAAUUACUCGCAAGGGUUUCCUUGAACUUUUUUAAUCCUAUUAUUCUCAUGACUAAAUUACUGCAUUAGAGAAGAUCCUUAACGACCAACUGGCUAUUAGAUUUUGUACAAGAACAGAUGAUAGGACCACAUGCUGCAAUUUCCAAGAUAUGAUGAAUAGCAAGUCAUACUUUUCUUUUGGUAUUUAUAAUGUUUUUGGUUAGUGUAUUUGACGAAAUCCUAAUGAGGAGCCGUGCUUUUAAAUGAUAGUUAAUAGGUCAUCUACUUCAUGCAUCACUAUUAUCCUAGUGGGUUUUUUGUCCAUAUGCAUUGGUUGCUCUUCUUUUUGGUUCUUAUUUCCUUUGUGAAGAGCUUUUAGGUAGACAAACUGGAAGAAACAGAAAAAGUACAAUAAGACUUAAUUCUUUGCACCUAAAACCUUUCUUCUACUCCUCAUCUCAAAAAAAAUAAAAAAAAUAAAAAACUUUCUUCUACUCCAGGGAUUGCAACGCUUCUGUACAGAGCAGAAAAUUAAGCUGUCAAAGGUAUGGAGAUGUAUAAUUAUUUGCACUAAAAUCAGGGUUAUAGUUCCCAACUGUUCUUUUCUAAGUAUGAUGCUGAUCUUGUAGUGAAAGUUACAUAUACGCUUUUAUUCCCAUUCUUCUUUCCCAGAUUGAUCACAUAUUUCUCUCGUGAGUCUGUUCAGAAGCUGCAGGUGGACUCCCAGGUCUUUUAUUAACUUUGGCUGCCAUGGGAGAAGAAGGAAUGUCUGUGAGUGUCAGAUGAGCUUGGUUUACUUGUAAUAUUUUGAUCAGAUAAUUAACUGAAAUACAUGGUCUUUACAAAAUGAUGCCAAUUACAAUAUUUAUUUUGAAGGUCAACAUAUGGGUCAUUCUGAUCUCAAGUAAAGGUCAAUGCAAUGAAAUCAUUCAUCCCACAUGCUGCCAUGGUCCAUGCACAGAGUUUUAGCGAUGAUCUCUUUGUUCCUAUUGGCGAUGAGGUUGUCAAAAUAUCUGCUGUUCUGGUGCGACCAUGUAACUCAAAAGUGUGUGACACGACAAAGGAAGGAUCCUCUGAGCUGGAUGAUCCACUAGUUGCUGUCAAUCAUUUGGCAAAAACAUUUCAGUACAAAGGAUGCAUUCCACAGCUGAGUUUGCAUUAAAGCCUGCGGAUAUUUCGGUUGUUUCUAUCUGUGAGUUGCCUGAAAUUAAGGGAAAAAUUGGUCCAAACAAGACUUGCUCUUGGGUUGGGGCGUGGCCAAAAUACCGUGAAUUGCAACUUGAGAAUUCAGUAGUCAGAUCGCCAAGACAGCAUGUGAGCAUUGCGCAGGUUCACCUUAGUGAUGUAUUUGGGGCCUUCUGUUCCUGGUCCUAUUGUACUCGUUGUUGACUGUCCAACACCAUCCCAUCUGCAAGAAUUGUCGUCUAUACAUUCUUUCACUCCAUAUUACUCAUAUCCAUCCGAACAAUCCAAGGAAAUGUGCAAAAAGGUUGAUUGUGUUAUAUAUCUUAGUCCUGCUUCAGUAACAUGUACAACUGAAUAUCAGCAAUGGCUGUCAUGAUUUGGUGAGGCACAGCACAUCAUGGCAGGACAUCAGCAGAAAAAUGUUGAAAUUCCAAUUCUGAAAUCGAGUGCAAGAAUCUCCUCAAGACUUAACUCCUUGUCCCCUCAAAACUUUCCUUCCCCUGGUGUUUGGCCCCUUCCGCAGUUGAAGAGCUUAUCUUCAGUCUCUAAGGUCCCAAUUGAGUUCUCUCUUCCAGCUUCAUGUGAAUUUAUUAUGGCGGGGAAGAGUUUAUAUAAUUUGAUCCGACUGCUCCUGGCGUAAAUUUAGAAUCCAAGGAAAUGUGCAUAAAGGUUGAUUGUGUUAUACAUCUUAGUCGACUUGUUGAGAGAGAGAUUAUAGUGCGGGAUGUUAACAGAUACCAUUGGUUCUUGAAUGGUAGCUGCAAUUGUGGAGAUCAAUGGUAAGGUUUUAGAACUUGAGCCGAGGGUCUAUCAGAAACAGCCUCUUUACCUACCAAGGUAGAGGUAAGGUCUGCGUACACUCUUGACUCUACCCUCCCCAGACCCCACUUGUGGGAUUACAUUGGUAUGUUGUUGUUGUUGUUGUAAUGGUAUGUUUUUUGAAGAAAUCUGAGUAAGGAUCUCUGUUGUAGAAGAAGACCUCAAAGGCUCAAACUGACAUCUUAUUGGCUGAGCACAAGAUCUUUGCCUUUUGUUGUUGAUUUGUUAACUGACAAACCUGUUUAUUGAAAACCUUAAAGAGUUUGCUAGCACUCAACCCCUCAGUUGAACUGAAGUUGCGCUCUCAAAUAAUUAGAGGUGUAUCCUUUGCAUGAAGAUAUCGUUUUCAACUUUCAAAACACUGGUAUUGACUUGCGUAAUAUAAGCCGUCUUGCUCUGCAUUCACCUAAUAAUGGUACAAAAGCAAAAUUUGCUGCUGAUUUACUAAUUGAGGUGUUUGCUGUAAAUAAACUGCUAGCUCAUGCUAUUGACAUUGUCAAACAGGCCAAGAAAAUUGGGUUUGAACUGAGUAUUUUUGCAUGUAAUAUCUUACUAAAAUGCUUGGCAGAAGCAAACCAGGGAGAAUGAGGUAACUCUAUUUGAAGCAAUGAAGAAUUUCGGACCAUCACCUAAUGUGAGGACGACAUUCACAAUCAUGAAUGUGGAUGUAAAAGAAGCCUAUGAGAUUCUGAACAGAUAUGUGAUGAAUUAGCUAAAGACAUUGGUGAGGACAAAGCUGCAGUAGAAAGAGAUCAAAGAAGGAAUCUUCAUAAGUUCUAGAGGAGAUUGAACAUGAAGGAGAGAUGCUCCAGUUAGCUGACAGAUUGCGCGGGGAAAUGAACCACAGGAAGCUAUCAGAGGCCAAAAAUCAGUUUUGAGGAGAAAUUUUUGGCUAUUGACAAGCUAAGGAAACAACUUGAAGCAUUCCUAGAAAAGAAAAAGGCCAAAGGUAGGGGAAAUGGUUCUCUAAAAUUCAGAUUUGAGUAAAAUUCUAUUAGGCGUUUCAUCAGAAUGAAGAAAAAGAAGAUGAUGGAGGAGAAGUGGAGAAUGUUGCAGACCGUGGAGAAGACUCAGCAGAAAUUGAUCUUCAUUCAAUUGAAUUGGACAUGUAUAAUGGAAAUAAGAGCUACGAUUGCCAUUCCAUCUGGUGUAGUUCGUGAGUCAACGAAUUUCGGUUGAUGAAAAAAGAAUGAGAAACUCCAUAUCUGGGCAGAGCGCAGAAGAAGCACUUCCUUUCAAAGGAGCAUUUCUGGUGGAGUUGAGUAUAUCAAUCAAUGUGAAUGUAUUAGACAAGGAAAGGCUUCAUGAACUUGGGAAACUAGGCCAAAGAGCCUAGCGGAGGCAACAAUCCAAGCAUUAGUGGAUAGAGUUUAUCGGUACCUGUGCUGUGGGAGUAACAUGUACCCCGUGGAAGUAGUCGAGGUGCAUGCAAGUU